CAACGAAGCCCAAAACUACCAUGAACCCAAGUUCUAAGCUGCUCUACUCAUAAACCCGCGCUUCGUUGAUUGGUUUCAUUCCCCCGCCUCUCCAAGACUCCAACUAGAGCGACGAGCUCAAUCGACUGGCGGCGACGGCGAUUUACCUCCGAUCUCAACUCUAGUUUUCUCAGUACUCCGCCGCAAGAUGAAGCUCGUUAGGUUUUUGAUGAAGCUGAACAACGAGACGGUGUCAAUCGAGCUCAAGAAUGGAACUGUGGUUCAUGGAACCAUCAUAGGGGUUGAUAUUAGUAUGAACACGCAUUUGAAGACGGUGAAAAUGACGCUCAAGGGGAAGAAUCCAGUGACCCUCGACCAUCUAAGCUUGAGAGGCAACAACAUUCGCUACUAUAUCUUGCCGGACAGCUUGAACUUGGAGACUUUGCUUGUGGAGGAGGCUCCGAAGAUUAAGCCCAAGAAGGCUGUUGCUGGGAGGGCUGUCGGACGUGGCCGAGGGAGGGGUCGUGGAAGAGGCCGUGGUCGUGGUCGUUAAAUCGUCUUUAAUAUGGCUGCGCAUCAAGUUUCCAGGAUCAGUUAGGGACUUGAGAGAAGUGAAAACUCGUUGUAAGUUUUGAUUUGCGCUUAGAGAAUUUGAAUUUGGAGAAAGAACUGCCUUCAGCUCUGAUAUGAGUUUAUGUCAUGAGGUUUGGGUUGUUUAUAUACUGGUGUUUGUAGACGUGGUAGCUAAUAGUGCAAGUUUGGAGGAAGUGUUGAGAUGGUGAAAACUGCAGCUUUGUAGGGCUUCGAUUGUUUGAUUCCAUUGAUGCUGCUUUUUCUUCCGAAAGACUACUGAUCAUGUACUAUGCUGAAAGACUUAUUUCCGAUGAAAUUUAACAAGCAUUUGUGCUGCCUAUGUUCUAGAUCGAGUUGACCUUGGUUGUUAUUCCCUGGGUCCAGGUUUAGAUUAUG
Messenger RNA from Linum trigynum, 948 nucleotides. Lineage: Eukaryota; Viridiplantae; Streptophyta; Magnoliopsida; Malpighiales; Linaceae. The record is from the annotation of a GenBank genome assembly.